Messenger RNA from Ziziphus jujuba (common jujube), 903 nucleotides. Its product is annotated as citrate-binding protein. Lineage: Eukaryota; Viridiplantae; Streptophyta; Magnoliopsida; Rosales; Rhamnaceae. The transcript is spliced from 2 exons. The record is from RefSeq and is a predicted model, not a curated record. The coding region runs from base 88 to 771 and encodes 227 amino acids.
UUUUUUUUUUUUUUUUUUUUUUGUUAACUUCUUUCUCUCCAUUAUUGCCAGACCAUUUGCUCUCAUUUGUCAUCUUCACCAUAAAAAAUGACCACUCUGAACUUGGUUUUGGCAGUGGUUUUUUUGUACUUUAGCCUUGCUCGGCUUCAAACUUGUGCUUGGCGGCACCGGCGAGUCGAUCUCAUAAAAGGGUUUCUUUCCCUGCCACUAAAUCAGUCAAAUUUUGUCAUUCAAAGGCCUUACGAUGUGCCUGAAAAUGAGCGUUACAGCUUCAUCAAUGGUGUUCACAGGCUGUGGGUCUACUCGACUGAUAAGCCUCAUGCUCUUACCAGCCAUACUAAUCCACGGACCGAAAUCCGUAUAGCGGGAUUUGACUAUUCUUCAGGAGUAUGGCAAUUUGAAGGGUAUGGAUACAUUCCAUAUGGGACAUCAGGAGUAUGUGUAAUGCAAGUUUUCGGUUCAAGCCCUCCUCACGCCACAACUCUCAUGCUUAGGACCUAUAACGGGACCCUCACUUACUAUAGGUCUCCAGUCUUGGUUCCACACAUCUACGACCGUUGGUUCAAGUUCAAUGUCAUCCAUGAUGUGGACAACUCCACCGUUAAAGUCUACAUCGAUGGAAUUCUGACCUAUCAGGCUCCAGGACGUGGUGGGACCUCCCACUAUUUCAAAUGUGGGGUCUACGCUCAGGAUAAUAGUUCCUACUACAUGGAAUCCCGCUGGAAAGGAAUCAAAGUAUUUAAAAAACCAGGUUAUGCUAAUGGAUACUAGUCUUAUCUGCUUGUUAUCUCUUUUGGUCGUCAGUUUUUUUUUUUUUUUAACUUGUUUGUUUGUAAUCACUUUGUUUGUUGGGAAAUUCCAGGAAGGAUAUUUAAAUAAAGAUUAGGUGGUGUAUUACGUAUC